Eublepharis macularius is the source of this 3476-nucleotide messenger RNA. RefSeq names its product lysophospholipase 1 (gene LYPLA1). Gene Ontology annotation, molecular function: carboxylic ester hydrolase activity; palmitoyl-(protein) hydrolase activity. Gene Ontology annotation, cellular component: cytoplasm. Gene Ontology annotation, biological process: protein depalmitoylation. Lineage: Eukaryota; Metazoa; Chordata; Lepidosauria; Squamata; Eublepharidae. The transcript is spliced from 9 exons. Bases 78 to 770 code for a protein of 230 amino acids. The record is from RefSeq and is a predicted model, not a curated record.
CAAUCCGUUCCCCGCUGCGCUCGUUUCUCCUCCCUCCCCCGCCACUUUCUUACUGGCCGCCGCGGAGAGUCCAGUGUAUGUGCGGUAAUAACAUGUCCGCGCCGCUGCCCGCCAUCGUCCCGGCCGCCAAGAAGGCCACCGCCGCGGUCAUAUUUCUCCAUGGAUUAGGAGAUACAGGGCAUGGGUGGGCAGAAGCAUUUGCAGGUGUCAGAAGCCAGCACAUAAAGUAUAUUUGUCCACAUGCGCCAGUUAUGCCAGUUUCACUAAACAUGAACAUGACCAUGCCAUCUUGGUUCGAUAUUAUUGGACUCUCUCCAGAUGCACAGGAAGAUGAAGCUGGUAUCAAACAAGCAGCAGAAAAUGUGAAAUCACUUGUAGAGCAAGAGGUAAAAAAUGGAAUUCCCUCACACCGAAUAAUCCUGGGAGGAUUUUCUCAGGGAGGUGCUCUAGCACUGUACACAGCUCUCACAACGCAACAGAAACUAGCAGGCGUCUUAGCACUCAGCUGCUGGCUUCCACUGCGGACCACAUUUCCACAGGGCUCCAUUAAUUGUGUCAACAAAGAUAUUCCCAUUCUCCAGUGCCAUGGUGACUGUGAUCCUUUGGUUCCACUGAUGUUUGGAUCUCUUACUUCUGAGAGGCUAAAGACCAUGAUAAAUCCUGCCAAUGUAACUUUCAAGACUUAUGCAGGCAUGAUGCAUAGCUCAUGUAUUGAGGAAAUGAUGGAUGCGAAGCAGUUUAUUGAUAAGCAUCUACCUUCAGUUGACUGAAUGAAGCUUCUUGAGAGGCCUUCUCUUUAAAUGCACCAGCAUCAUCUGUACUAGAUUGUUACUUUUCAUGCAGCCAGUCCUGAAGCAUUUCUGUGCCUACAGUGUUAAAUCUAUUAAAUGUACCAACAGUAAUGACUAGAUAGCAUAACUUUAUGAGGAAUGAUGCUCUUUCCAGACUUCAUUUGCCAUGGUGUAGAUAUAAGGCAAGGGAAAUGGAAUAUAAUUAAGUAUACUUUUCCAUGCUUGAUUGCUCCAAAUUUAAAAUUGUCCCUUCAUAAUGUGGAAGACCUCUGGUUUUAAUGAAUGGUUCAGGUGAGAACAAUUUGGUAUGUUCAACACCUAUUUUAUUACUGCUUGUUAAAUUGACAUUCAUAUAUCAUACAUGCAGUAUGUAAAACCAAUAAGCAUGCAGUAGUAGAAUUAUUCUUAAUGAGGGUUAAAUUUAAUCAAUAUUAUUGCAUGUGCAACAGAAGACUUCCUGUCUUUACUUAUCUCUACUGUGAGCCUAGCAGUAUCUAAUAUCUGGAGAGAAGAAUGCAACUGCCCUUAAGAUGAAUUACAGUAUUUCUUGUGAUAAAUCGGGGUGGGGGUGGGGAUUCAGUAUGUUGAAAGUCUUUAUGAUGAGUUGGAUCCUGGAGAAAAUUUCCUCUAACAAGAUGGUGGGAGAACUUUUAUUGUCCCCCCCCCGCCCCCGCAGACCUCCAUCACCCUCCUCAUGCUGUUACCAGAAGCACAGGAUCAUUUGGGGUCUCAAUGGAAGGGGGAGUCAUGGAAGCCUUGUUCUGUUGAUGGAAUGCUUUCCAUCAGUAGAGAUAAAAAGAGAUUUACCAAAGGAUCUAAGCCCAUCUGAGUAUUUACCGUGUUGUAACACUUCAGUCCUCAAAAAUCCUUGUAAAAUUUUUAGCUGAUAUUUGACUUACUGAAAAUGUAUUUUAUGAACUAGCAGUGAACAAGCAAUUUGCUUAAAACCUUUCGUAUUUUGCUCACCCUUAGUCCCAAACAACAACUAUUAGCAAAUGUCUGACAAAGAAAUAUUCUCUCUUGUAACUUGCCAAAAUAUAUGCCACCUUAAUAUAUGCAAAUAAUUCAGAAGAUGCUUUCUGUGUUACCCCUUCCCUUAGUAACUUAUAUAAAGUGUGCUUCAAAAUUCUUCUGGUAAUAAGAUACUGAAAACAGUAUUGCAGAUUUGGCUGUAUGGAUUUUGGAUAUGUGUGUGGCAGAGGGAGAACAUCCUGCUUCCUAGGCCAGCACCAGGGUCCUGUUUUGCAAUUGCCUUAGCAUUUCAUUGCUGUUACAUAUCUAAUUACCUUACUGAUGUUGCAGUUAUUGUUUAUGGGGGUUUUCUAUUGCCUGUUUUGUUGAUACAUAUGUUUUAAUUUCCCUUUGCUUAAGACAUACAAUCAAUCAUAUCAAAUCUUUAAUUAGUAACACUUGGUGCUGAGGUGCUUCCCAGAACUUAAUCCUGCCUGAAAAAUGGCACUUCUGCCUACUUUUGCCCUGCUUUGUGAAUCACAUUCCUUGAAUUUUGCUAGAGUUUAUGUAGUCUCCCAACUUGAGGCCACUUUGAUACAUCAGCAGAAGCAAUUGGUUCCUGUUCUCAAGUUUCUGAUCUCCUAAAUAUAAUUUUUUAAAUUGCUGCAUGCACCCACAAUGAAGCAGUCACAGGUUUGAUCUACUAGUCAACAUGCUGCCUUCCUAAGUAUCACAUGGGAUGGGGUAACUGUUUUUGUAAUCAAAGCCUUUUCCAGUAUUUCAGUGUUUGGAUAUCUGCAAGAGUUGGCAUACACUUGAAUAUGGAACCAAUGUGACUUUCCUCAGUGCUUGUACCGUUUAGUGGUGAAUGACUAUUCUAUGUAAGUAUUGGUUUCCAGUGGAAGAAGGCAAUUGAUAUUACUUAUUCAGUCAUGGGGGAAUAUGUGAAAGCCUUCCAAACCUUGCUUUAUUGACUGGUUGGUGUACUAAAAGUAUUUUGGGAAUAUUCACUUACUAGAUCACUAGCGAUUCUUAAAUCAGUCAUGCAAAUAGAUGAUGUGCUUUACAGAAAGUUAUGGCUUUUAUCAACAUGAAUAUGAAACUACUAAAACAGUAGUAGUUUCCCCCACAACAGAUGUUGAUGUCUUCUAAUAUUUUGCCUAAAAUUUCAAAGAUGUUGAAAAAUCAAAAUAUGAUAUCCAGUAUUAACUUUAUUUGGGUGGUUAACUGCCAAAUUGGUAAGACAGUUCUAUCAUAGCCCAAAUGCUAUAGCUGCAUAGGCAAAACUACUGGUGUUCCGGGGAGUUUUAUCCCUGAGAGGAUGUAACCUUUAGCUUUUUCUUCAGUAUUGUAUAAUGUCAAUGCAGUGAAUUGCAGAAGGAGUACAGUACUCUAACUUGCAUUUUAGAUUUGUUUGCCUCAAUGAAGUGUGUUGUACUUCAUUAAACUAUAAAAUGCAUCUUUUUAUAAAUAGGUGCUACUGAAAAUAAAAUGAAUAUAGUUUUAAGAAUGUAUUGUAAUAGGAUGUUGACAAAGCCAUAUGUGUAGGCUGGGGUAUUUUAUAAACAUCUUUAAUUUGGCUUUCCUUUAUCCUCAGGUGUAGAAAUACACAUAGUUAAUAUAAAAAUCAAGAUGUUACCUUAUAGUUUAUGGUAGCAAGUCUGUUAUUGAAAUGGCUUUCUUGUAGUUCAAUUGUAAAUCCUUCUGUUACUGUGAAAUAAAUUGUGAACAAUC